Molecule: messenger RNA, 1364 nt
Organism: Harmonia axyridis
Lineage: Eukaryota; Metazoa; Arthropoda; Insecta; Coleoptera; Coccinellidae
Gene: Rpn11
Product: 26S proteasome non-ATPase regulatory subunit 14
Exons: 4
Coding region: 165-1100 (311 amino acids)
Biological process (GO): protein deubiquitination; proteasome-mediated ubiquitin-dependent protein catabolic process
Cellular component (GO): proteasome regulatory particle, lid subcomplex
Molecular function (GO): metallopeptidase activity; proteasome binding; protein binding
Source: RefSeq, a predicted model, not a curated record
UUGCGUAUACCUAUGACUUGGACAAAUAAACUUUUUUCUAUAAACCAGCUGUCAAUCUGUCAGUGGAAGUCAAAUAUCGUCAAAUAACAAACGGUGAUUUGCAAAAUUAACACUCCUUGUUUUUUCACUUUAUAAAUAAGAAUAUUAAUUCAUUUAAUAGUACCAUGGAUCGACUACUCAGGCUUGGUGGUGGAAUGCCCGGAUUGUCUCAGGCAGCCCCUGCUUCUGAUGCUCCUGUUGUAGAUACUGCAGAACAAGUUUAUAUUUCUUCAUUGGCCUUAUUAAAGAUGUUAAAGCAUGGAAGAGCAGGUGUACCCAUGGAAGUGAUGGGGCUCAUGCUGGGUGAAUUUGUUGAUGACUACACCGUUAGAGUAAUCGAUGUAUUUGCUAUGCCCCAAACUGGUACUGGUGUAAGUGUCGAAGCUGUGGAUCCUGUAUUUCAAGCAAAAAUGUUGGAUAUGCUUCGACAAACAGGCAGACCUGAAAUGGUUGUUGGCUGGUAUCAUUCCCAUCCUGGUUUUGGAUGCUGGCUUUCUGGAGUGGAUAUAAAUACGCAACAAUCAUUUGAAGCAUUGUCAGAAAGAGCUGUUGCAGUUGUUGUUGAUCCUAUCCAGUCUGUAAAAGGCAAGGUUGUUAUUGAUGCAUUCAGACUGAUAAAUCCUAAUAUGAUGGUACUAGGUCAGGAACCCAGACAAACCACAUCAAAUUUGGGACACCUUCAAAAACCUUCCGUCCAGGCUCUCAUUCAUGGUCUAAACCGUCAUUAUUAUUCAAUCAGUAUAAACUACAGGAAAAAUGAACUUGAACAAAAAAUGUUGCUUAAUUUACACAAAAAAUCUUGGAUGGAUGGCCUCACUUUGGCAGAUUAUUCAGAAAAUUGUAGUGUGAAUGAAAAAACCGUAUCAGAAAUGCUGGAACUGGCUAAAAAUUAUAACAAAGCCUUAGAGGAUGAGGAGAAAAUGACACCUGAACAGUUAGCAAUUAAAAAUGUUGGAAAACAGGACCCUAAAAGACAUUUGGAAGAGAAAGUUGAUGUACUUAUGACGAAUAAUAUUGUUCAGUGCUUAGGUUCAAUGUUGGACACUGUAGUGUUCAAUUAAUUUAUUAUUUUUACAAUAAAUUAUCAACAUAUUCAACUUCAUCAUUUUGAUUCAAUAGUUUUUCAUUUCACUUAUCGUUUGCUGCAAGUUAAACACUACAGUAGGCAAAAAUUACUCCAAUCUUCUAUUGGAACUCAUAAUAUUAAUUCAUUAAUUCUCAAAUGAACUAAAGUUUAUUUUCAAUGAGUAUGAAAAUAUUAAGAUAAAUAAGGAUUUUAUAAGAAUAAAAUUUCAAUGAUCUGUAAUAAAAAAACCAAAUGUCAA